AUGACUAUUAAAAAUCUUGGUAGCAUAGUUAUGGAACAAAUGAUUAAGGAAGUCAAAUGUCUUGUCGAUAUUUCUUUUAAAACCAGUGACUAUCCACGUCUAUAUUUUGUGUAUGAUCCGUAUUUUGCAUUGCAACUAUUACACAAUGAUUGGAGUAAAGUACCGGACACACUUAAAAUAGAAUUAUGGGAAAAUAAAGAUCCGAAAGAAGGAAAAGAAUUAUGGGAAAAUAAAGAUCCGAAAGAAGGAA
Messenger RNA from Rotaria sp. Silwood2, 250 nucleotides. NCBI's taxonomy places the organism in Eukaryota, Metazoa, Rotifera, Eurotatoria, Philodinida, Philodinidae. The record is from the annotation of a GenBank genome assembly.